This is a messenger RNA of Fukomys damarensis (Damara mole-rat), 1450 nucleotides long. RefSeq names its product cyclin I (gene Ccni). Gene Ontology annotation, molecular function: cyclin-dependent protein serine/threonine kinase regulator activity. NCBI's taxonomy places the organism in Eukaryota, Metazoa, Chordata, Mammalia, Rodentia, Bathyergidae. The transcript is spliced from 6 exons. Gene Ontology annotation, cellular component: cyclin-dependent protein kinase holoenzyme complex; cytoplasm; nucleus. Bases 40 to 1173 code for a protein of 377 amino acids. Gene Ontology annotation, biological process: mitotic cell cycle phase transition; regulation of cyclin-dependent protein serine/threonine kinase activity. The record is from RefSeq and is a predicted model, not a curated record.
UUACAUCAAGCUGGGUGGCAGGCAGAUCCAAAGGAUAUCAUGAAGUUUCCAGGACCUUUGGAAAACCAGAGAUUGUCUUUCUUAUUGGAAAAGGCAAUCUCUAGGGAAGCCCAGAUGUGGAAAGUAAAUGUGCCGAAAAUGCCUACAAAUCAGAGUGUUUCUCCAUCCCAGAGAGAUGAAGUAAUUCAGUGGCUGGCCAAACUCAAGUACCAAUUCAACCUUUACCCAGAAACAUUUGCUCUGGCUAGCAGUCUUUUGGACAGGUUUUUAGCUACUGUAAAGGCCCACCCAAAAUACUUGAGUUGUAUUGCAAUUAGCUGCUUUUUCCUAGCUGCCAAGACUGUUGAAGAGGAUGAGAAAAUUCCAGUACUGAAAGUAUUGGCAAGAGACAGUUUCUGUGGAUGCUCCUCUUCUGAAAUUUUGAGAAUGGAGAGAAUUAUUUUGGAUAAGUUGAAUUGGGAUCUUCACACAGCAACACCAUUGGAUUUUCUUCACAUCUUCCACGCCAUUGCAGUGUCAACUAGGCCUCAGUUACUUUUCAGUUUGCCCAAAUUGAGCCCAUCUCAACAUUUGGCAGUCCUUACCAAACAGCUACUUCACUGUAUGGCCUGCAACCAACUUCUGCAAUUCAAAGGAUCCAUGCUUGCUCUGGCCAUGGUUAGCUUGGAAAUGGAGAAACUCAUUCCUGAUUGGCUUCCUCUUACAAUUGAACUGCUCCAGAAAGCACAGAUGGAUAGCUCCCAGUUGAUCCACUGUCGGGAGCUGGUGGCACAUCACCUUUCUGCUCUGCAGUCUUCCUUGCCUCUAAAUUCCGUUUAUGUCUACCGCCCCCUCAAGCACACCCUGGUGACCUGUGACAAAGGAGCGUUCAGAUUACAUCCCUCCUUUGUCUCAGGCCCAGAUUUCUCCAAGGACAACAGCAAGCCAGAAGUGCCAGUCAGAGGUUCGGCAGCUUUCUACCCUCAUCUCCCAGCUGCCAGUGGGUGCAAGCACACCUCUGCUAAACGCAAAGUGGAGGAAAUGGAAGUGGAUGACUUCUAUGAUGGAAUCAAGCGACUCUAUAAUGAAGAUAAUGCUGCCGAAAAUGUGGCUUCUGUGUGUAGCACUGAUUUAUCAAGACAAGAGGGACAUGCUUCCCCUUGUCCACCUUUGCAGCCUGUUUCUGUCAUGUAGUUGCAACAUGUGUUACCUUCUAGUGCAAACUAAGGUUGGCUACUUUGGGAACAACCUGUAAAACUAGGAAAAGCUAUGGAGGGAUAUAUACUUUGUCAGGCUGAUUUGAAUUGAGUCAGGAAAAAAAAAAUAACAUUUACUUGUGCAUUUAAUUAUAAUUCUGCAUUGUUUAAAGGCCAAAAACAUUUUUAAAAGGUAAAUUUCUUUGUCACUUCUCUUUUCUUUGCUAAAAUGUAGCUUGCCCCAUAUCAAGAAAUUACAGUAUUUGGAAAAAAAA